Micropterus dolomieu (smallmouth bass) is the source of this 3556-nucleotide messenger RNA. RefSeq names its product selenoprotein N (gene selenon). Gene Ontology annotation, cellular component: endoplasmic reticulum membrane. Gene Ontology annotation, biological process: calcium ion homeostasis; skeletal muscle fiber development. The transcript is spliced from 12 exons. NCBI's taxonomy places the organism in Eukaryota, Metazoa, Chordata, Actinopteri, Centrarchiformes, Centrarchidae. The record is from RefSeq and is a predicted model, not a curated record.
CCUUGCCUGUUAUACGGGAGCGUGCUGUAUAUUCAAAAGUAUUUCCUUGACUUUAAGGAUGUCUGUCCGGGAAUAUAAAGAGUAUGUCAGGGGCGACCAACUUUAAAAUCAAAUAAUAAGCAAGCAGACACCUUGAAUUCACAAACUUACAGUUUAAUACGUAACCAGCUGUUGGAAAACAGACAAGGAAUAACGUUUCGACCGUUUUGACAGAGUUCACAACUGCGGCUAGCUAGUUAGGCAUAAGUGCUUUUAUUUUGUGCACACGGACGUCAAAUAUCCGGUUCUAUCCUGGCUAUUACUUGCUCACUUGACGCAUUUGAACCUCGUCCAUAUGUCCCUGGAUUUGAUGUGGGAAAUAAGAAAUCUGUGCUGCUAGCUAACGUUUUACAGCUGUUGCCUACGAAUGUAACGGCCGAAAAAGACGGGCGGUCCCCGGGCAGAGGAAAACAGAACUGUCGGUAGAUUCUAAACACUUUAAGGAGAAAGUUCACACUGACCGAUUACCGCUGGAUGCCCUUUCGGACGUUAGUCGACGACAAUGCCCUCGUCUAAAUAGCUGCCGUGGAGGUCGAGGAUGGCCGCAGACGUGGAUAAAACAACGCCGAAAGAUGAGAGCAAGAUUUUCCCUCAGAAUGGGCAUCGGAGUCCGGGCUCUGGAUCCUGGAUCUCCAAGGGGCCGUGGACUCUGCUCGUAGUCGUUACUGUCCCUCUUCUCGCCUUUGGGAUCAAGUAUUACCUGGAUGCCCAGCUCCUCAAACGUCAUGAAGAGAGUGUUCGGACUCUGGGUGCCGAGGGGCUUUUUCUCUUCUCCUCCCUAGACACCGACCAUGACCUUUAUCUCAGUCCGGAGGAGUUUAAACCUAUUGCUGAGAAACUCACAGGAAUUUCACCACCGGUGGAUUUUGAGGAGGAAGUGACCCAUGACCCCAAUGGAGAAACUUUGACAUUGGAGGCCAAAAUGCAGCCUCUGCUGCUCGACUCCAUGACAAAAAGCAAAGAUGGUUUCCUUGGGGUGUCUCACAGCUCUCUGAGUGGGCUGCGCUCUUGGAAGAGCCCAGCAGUGCCAUCUUCCUCCUUCUCUGCCAGCCAGUUCAGGGUCUUCUUGCCCCCAAAAAACAAGGUCGAAGUGGGGGACACGUGGUGGGUGAUUCCCAGCGAGCUCAACAUCUUCACUGGAUACCUGCCCAACAAUCGUUACCACCCUCCCUCGCCGAAGGGCAAAGAGGUUCUCAUCCACUCCUUGUUGAGCAUGUUCCACCCUCGGCCCUUCAUCAAAUCACGUUUUGCUCCUCAGGGCACAGUCGCCUGCAUUCGUGCCAACAACAACUUUUAUUAUGACAUCGUCUUCAGGAUUCACGCAGAAUUCCAGCUCAAUGAUGUUCCAGACUUCCCCUUCUGGUUCACGCCAGGGCAAUUCACCGGCAACAUUGUUCUGUCUAAAGAUGCGUCUCAUGUCCGCCACUUUCACCUCUAUGUCCCCGGAGACCGGUCUCUGAAUGUGGACAUGGAGUGGCUGUACGGUGCCAGUGAGAGCAGCAAUAUGGAGGUGGACAUCGGAUACCUGCCACAGUUAGAGCUGCAGUCCACAGGCCCGUCCAUACCCUCCAUCAUCAUGGACCAGGAGGGCAACAUCAUCGAUAGUCGAGAUGGUAGCGCUGAACCGAUCCAGUUUGUCUUUGAGGACAUCCACUGGACCUCAGAGAUCAGUCGGCAAGAAGCUGCUCGACGCCUGGAUGUCACCCUCUACCCCUUCAAGAAGGUGCCCUACUUGCCUUUUUCAGAAGCCUUUGAGCGAGCUGACGCAGAGAAGAAAUUGGUGCAUUCCAUUCUGCUUUGGGGAGCAUUGGACGACCAGUCCUGCUGAGGUUCGGGGCGAACUCUCCGGGAGACAGUCCUGGAAAGUUCGCCCGUCCUGGCCCUGCUCAACCAGAGCUUCAUAAGCAGCUGGUCUCUGGUCAGAGAGCUGGAGAACAUGCAGGCUGAUGAGCAGAACCCUGCGUUGAGUGAAAAGGCCCGUUUACACCUGGAGAAGUACAGCUUCCCAGUGGAGAUGAUGGUGGCACUGCCAAAUGGAACUAUUGUCCACCACAUCAAUGCCAACUUUUUCCUGGACCAGACAGCCAUGAAACCAGAGGAGGAAGGAGCAACUUUCAGCUUCUCUGGCGGGUUUGAGGACCCCUCCACAUCCACUUACAUCAGCUUCCUCAAGGAGGGGUUGGAAAAAGCCAAGGAGUACAUUGCACAGUAAUUUGUGUUUGUGUGAAGUAAACGAUAGUCAUUCCUCUGGGCAAUGAUCUAAGAUAAGGAAAACCCUCCGACGGUUAUGUAGACACGUGUUCGAAUCAGUGUUGGCAGCUGAAAAAGUUUUUUGCCUUCUGUCUUUUUUUGUUACUAUUUAUUUAGGUGGGCGUCUCUCUUGGUCAUAAAGUUUUAUAUACUGUAUUUGUAUUGUGACAGUCCAUAUAGACCUACAGGGAAAUAUUACAUCUCAAACGUAAUGUUACUGGCCGUACAGUAUACAUGCACACUGAGCAGUAACAGAUACGUAAACACAUGUAGAUCUGCUCUCUCUGCUCAUAGCUGCUGAUUAAUGUUUAUAUAAAAUGUAGUCAGAGGCCAUUCCUACGACAAAUCACAAGUGCAUCAUAACGUACCGAAACAUCCUAUAUUUCUUCUUUUUAUAUUCUGGUGUUGCAUGUGCAAUAUUUAAUAAUGACUGAGUGAUUUUUUUUCCAUGCUGCUGAGCCAGAGACGGGACUGGUACAGUUGUUACCUCUUAGUUGUGUCUCAGCAGUUUGUGAAGACUUUGCCUGAAAGCUCUCUCGGGGCCGGGCAACGCCUGAUGUUAAUGCUGAGGCUGCUGGAGGGGAACACCCUUCUCUGACUCGGUGGACAAAAAGCAGCAGGAAAAAAAUAAUAAACGAAACUGGACUGUGGCACAUAAAGCAAUCAAUUCAGUUGCUUUUUUUGUAUUUUGAGUUUGAAACCAAAUGUUUAAUAUUGAUGAAGAUGAUGUGACCACACAAAGAACAUUGUUUUUAAUAUGUACAGGAGCUGGCCUGCAUAGGUUGGGUGCCACAUCAUAUUUACAUUACAUUUACAUUACAUUUACAUAUUAGUUACAUAAAUAUGUAACUCGAAUGGAACCAAAUAGUCAAAGUAUCACGACAGGCACAUGUUACUGUAUACAGUUAUCCUCUUUUUGGCUCCAGUCAAAGUUAUGUAUUUUCUUGUGUCUUUAGCUAGACAGCAGGCAAUCCUUGAUGACAAUCUGUACCUAUAAUUAGCUAUUUUUUCACAAUUUGUCUCAUUAUCACCUUUUCCAGUCAUUACAAAAUAAAUCCUCUUCAGGUCCUAGUUUCUGUUCUGAAGUAUGAAAUGGAAGAAAACGGGGGGGAACAGGUAAACUAAUUAGAAAUAGUAACAAGGAAAUUUGAUAAAUUGGAAUUUGACUUUCAAGGUCAUACAGGGUGAAACAUCUGACUGCUCAGAGCCUGUAGGGGGGCAACACUGUUAUUCUGUGGUCAAAUAAAACCGGUUUUACUCUUACAAA